AUGCCCGUUCGAAUUCCAACGAUCCCCAUCUCAAUCCCGACCCCGACGAUGACGAUCCCUCACCCCGGCGAUUCAAAGGUGGGAAUCAAUCCGAAACGAUUCUGCGUGGAGGCCCGGGACAAGACGUUGGACUCCCCCACCUCUACGAGAAGCCCAUCGGAGUCGUCCAGCGAGGACUCUUCCUCCACUUCUUCCACCACCUCCUAUGAGGGAACGCAGGGAUCGAGCGAGACGAACUCGAGAUCGGUUGAAUCCGCCUCGGAUGUCGCCAGCGAGCCGACACUUUUUCAAUUGGCCAAAGAUGAGGGACUGCUGAACGAGGAUUUACCUUUGCUGGAUGAUGUCGAGGAGACAACGGAACCCAUCUUACCCCCACGCCCACCCGUUAUUCGGAAUUUCCCAUCCGACCUUGAAAAAGGAAUCGAACGCUACAAGGAACGACUGAAUCGGGAGUUAAAUGCCAUCGCGAUCAAAGAUGACAAUAAAACUGUGUCUCUUGGGACCAGCAAAGUGAACUAUAUAGACCCUCGUAUUAUUUGUUCAUGGGCUAAGGAGCAAAAUGUUCCUAUUAAUAAAAUAUUUUCUGCCACCUUACAGAAAAAGUUUUCAUGGGCUCUGGACGCACAAGGGUUUAACUUCUAA
This is a messenger RNA of Phytomonas sp. Hart1, 642 nucleotides long. The record is from the annotation of a GenBank genome assembly. NCBI's taxonomy places the organism in Eukaryota, Euglenozoa, Kinetoplastea, Trypanosomatida, Trypanosomatidae.